GUUUAACUUUCUCCUGUUGUAGCAACUCCUCUAUGUGAUGCAGUAUCGCUACAUUUUCUCAACAGCUGUCACUUUAGCAUGAAUUCUCCUCUCGACUACUGGUGAUAUUGUGUCUGUGUACUAGUCCUGUGUUGCCGGAGUUUUCCCUUCCUGACUCAGUCCUGGCCACUACAAAGGUGUCGAUGCUGUGAGAUAUGAGCUGGCUUUGGGUUCAAAGAAACAAGUGACGAGUCCUACACUUCAGUCCAAAUCCGUUUUCUCAGAAUUUCUUUAUCCUGUCCUCAUUCUGUCAGCGCGAGACCAAAAAACACUCUCCUUCCGCUCCAUGUCCUCCUGAGAGCUUCAGCCUCUGACAUGCAUCAUUCCUCUCCAUAUACACCCCCAUCCCUGUCUGUCUGUCUGUCUGUCUGUCUCUCUCUCUAUAUCUUUCUCAAUCUCUUUGUCUCUGUCUGUCUCUCUCAGUCUCUCUUCUGUUUCUCUCUCAGUCUCUGUCUCUCUCACUGGAUUUUUCUCACCUGUCUCUCUUUUUCUUUUUUCUUUCUCUCUCUGUCUCAUUAUUUCUUUCUUUCCUUCUUUCUUUCUUUCUUACUUUCUUUCUUUCUUUCUCUUCCUGUUUCGCUCACAAUCUCUGUCUCUCUCUGCCUUUGUCCGUGUCUCUCUCUCCUUCACUGUGUCCUCUUAUUGUCUUUCUUUCUUUCUUUCUUUCUUUCUCUGUAGUUGUACAUGUCUCUCUCUCUCUCUCUCUCUCUCUCUCUCUCUCUCUCUCUUUCUCUCUCUCUCUGUGUCUCUUAAUGUCUGUCUUUCCCUGUCUGUCACUCUGUCUUUCUUCUCUCUCUCUCUCUCUCUCUCUCUAUUUUUCCCUAAAGUUAUCUCCUUUACUCUUUCUUUCUUUCUUUCUUUCUCUUCCUGUUUCAUUCACAAUCUCUGUCUGUCUCUGCCUUUGUCUGUCUCUCUCUCCUUCACUGUGUCCUCUUAUUGUCUUUCUUUCUUUCUCUGUAGUUGUACAUGUCUCUCUCUCUCUCUCUCUGUCUCUUAAUGUCUGUCUUUCCCUGUCUGUCUCUAUGUCUUUCUUAUCUCUCUCUCUCUCUCUCACACACACUCUGUCUUUCUUCUCUCUCACUCACUCUCUCUCUCUCUCUCUCUCUCUCUCUCUCUCUCUCUCUCCCUACAGCUCACCCCUUUACUCUUUCUUUCUUUCGUUCAUUCUUUCUUUCUUCCUUUGUCUUCUCUCUGUCUAUCUCGUUCUCUCUCUAUUCCCCUUGAUCUCUCUCUCUCUUUCUCUGUCUCUCUGUCCCUCCCUCCCUCCCUCCCCUUUCAUUCUGUCCUCCUCAGUUUUGGAUCGUUGGAUCAGAUGUUCACUAAACUCCAGUGGGUUCUAGAUUCUGCUGCAUGUCGGGGUUAUCUGUGUUUCUCUUGCUCUCCUGCUUGAAUGUGUUCUCGAUGGCUGAUUCUCUCCUCAACCACUCCUGGCCGUCCUUCUCCAAGUUCUGGAUGAAACGAUGGUCUUUUAAAAGAGGUUCAGAGAGUAAACCAUGCAUACGGCCAAGUGCUACGAUCUCAGGGAUGAGAUCUUCCUCCUCACCUUCAUCCGACAGCUUCUUCAGCAGCACACCUGAAGAUCAGAGUUCCUGUUUAGUUGAGAGUGAUUUCGAGUGCGGGACAGACGACUUAUUGGACCUGAACUCUUCUCUGAGAGACUCUGAGUAUUUCAGAGACCUGCAGUCCAGACCUGGUGGGGAGUGUGUGCCCUCUGAGAGCCCCCUGUCUGUAUUUAUUGACCCAGGGGACCAAACACAGCUCAGUUCUGGACUAUUCUUCUACCCAUCACCCACGCUGCACUGUGGAUCGUACGUAGAAAAUUGCUCACCAUCCCACAGUAAGACAAACCUGCUGUCUGAUCAGGGAGAGAAGAUGGAAUCGGCAGAGAGUUUGGACGAGAUCUGCGUGGAUGACUUGGAGAGGGACAAUUUCCCCAUCCUGGUCAGGUCUAUGUCCACCUCGCGGAGACACAGCUCAGACAUCCCACUGAAUCCGCUUGGCCUGGGGAGAAGGUUUAGUCUGGACACCAGGAGUAUAGACAGUGACGGGGAGCGAGAUGAUCAGAGCCAGUCUCAGAGCUCGGUGGAGGAGUUCGCUACAUCCGGAGAAACAGAGCUCCCUAAAUCCGCACAGCCUUCCACCCCAGGGAGGAUGGUGUAUUCCCGAUCUGAGAUUGUAUCAUCAGAUGAAAAGUCUCAAGCUGAGAGGGUCUCACGCAUUCUGGAAACUUCUAAACAGGCAGCCCGAGCUGCCGGAGAGGAACAUGAUUCGGAUGAGAAUUUGCGCUCAGCAGAAGGACAAUGUCACAUGCUGAUGGUACAAAAAGUUCUGCAUGAGCUUAAGCUGUAUCACUGGGCCAAUCGCGUAACCUCGAGUGCUGACAGGAAAGAAAAUGUCACCUGGUAUGAAUUUCUCUCCAUCGAGAAUGAGGAAGAGGAGGAGAGAAUGGAGAGGACAGAGAAGGGCACAAAGGUGAAACGCACUCUGAGCUCGCUGAGGAACCGAAUGACCGGAUCCUUCAACAAAGACAAGGGUAAGAACCGUGAAAAGGGGCAGCAGAAAGAGAGAGACAGAGAGAGGGAAAAGGAGAAGGAGAAAGAGAAGGAGAGAGAAAGGGAAAGGGAGCUGAAGGAGAGCACUUGUGUGGUUAGCAGCAGCUGUAAUGGCCACCAGUUUGUGCGUGGCUCUUUCUCGAGCCGAGCCACAUGCUCACUGUGCAGCAAGACCCUGCAGAGGAAGCAUGGUCUGCAGUGUGUCAAUUGUGCUGUUAACGUUCACAAAAGCUGUAAGAGUCUCCUGCCUGAGUGUAGCAACAGCAAGAACAAGAGUAAAGAUUUUGCCCUGAAGAGCCAAGCGGCUGCUCAGCCCUAUAGUCAAGCCUCCAGGGAGCCGUGCCUCGCCUCCGAUGGCGCCAUCCGCCCGGCUACAGGCAUGACCGUCUUGCCCCGAGGAGCCAGCGGGCAGCAGAACGCUCACAGCACCAACCUCACUCUCAGCCACAACAGUAGCUCGAGCUCUAUUACAGGGGAGAUGGAUGAAGUAGACGCAUUCAGAGUUAAACGCCACACUGACGACACCAUCUCAAUCACUCCGUCUACCGCUGAGUCCAUCAUCGUGGAAGAUGCAUACUACAACAACGUGCGAGCGGAGCUGGACUCGAUGGCUCAGGACUUUGAGGUGGAGUCAUGGAGUUUGGCCGUGGAUCAGCAUUUCUUAAAGAAACAUUCCAAAGAAGUGAUUAAGAGACAGGAUGUGAUAUACGAGCUGAUCCAGACAGAGGUGCACCACGUGCGCACGCUGAAGAUCAUGCUGCUAGUGUACAUGCAUGAGCUGCGUGAGACUCUGCAGCUGGACGAGCGCAGACUGGACUGUUUAUUCCCGCAGUUGGAAAUCCUGCUGAAACUACACAGAACUUUCCUGUCCCGACUCCAAGAGCGACGCCAAGACACACUGGAGCCGGGGAGUGACUGCAACUACGUCAUCCACAGCGUGGCAGAUAUCCUCAGUGACCAGUUUUCAGGUGAACUCGGAGAGCGGAUGAAGGAAAGCUACAGCGCGUUCUGCAGUCACCACACUGAAGCCGUCAACUACUACAAAGAGCAGCUGCAGAACAACAAGAAAUUUCAGAACCAUAUAAGGAAAAUAAACAACUUGUCCGUUGUGCGACGGCUCACCAUUCCAGAGUGCAUCCUGCUCGUCACACAGCGCAUCACCAAAUAUCCCGUUCUCGUGGAGCGCAUGCUGCAGUACACAGAAGCUGACUCUGAGGAACACAAGGAGCUGGCACGAGCUCUGAGUCUGAUCAAAGGUGUCCUCGUGCACGUGGAUGAACAGGUUAGUCUGUCCGAGAAGGAGACACGCCUCAGAGAGAUCGCCGCCAAGAUGGAACCUAAAGCAUUCGGCAAGAUCAAAGAUGGCUGCAUCUUCAGGAGGGAGGACGUGACGCAGGGCAAACGGAGGCUGCUGCAUGAGGGCACGGUCAACUGGAAGGCCGCCUCCGGCAGACUCAAGGAUAUCCUAGCUGUGCUGCUAACAGACAUCCUGCUCCUGCUACAAGAAAAGGACCAGAGAUAUAUCUUCUCUGCUGUGGACGGGAAACCGUCGGUGAUCUCCCUACAGAAGCUAAUCGUCAGAGAGGUGGCACAUGAGGAAAAGGCCAUGUUCCUCAUCUGUGCUUCCUCCAACGAGCCUGAGAUGUACGAGAUCCACACAUCCUCUAAAGAGGAGCGCAACACCUGGAUCUCACACAUCCGCCAGGCUGUCGACAGCUGUCCUCACAAGGAAGAGAGAUUCUUGUCUACUGAAGAGGAGGGAGCAAGACAGCAACGCUUCAGAGAAAUUCAAGAGCAUCUGACGGUGAAGGACGCUCAGAUCAGGCAGGCUCUCACGGACAAGCUGCGGUUGUAUACUGACCUGGCUGUGUGUGUGGGUGUAGUGGAGGACACAGGAACUCGGCAUCAUCUUCUGCUGCGAGGAGAUGCUUCAGAACUCCAGCAGGGGGAGCAACUGCUCAAGGGAGCCAUAACAGAGGUGGAGAACCUGCAGAACAUUCUGGUGUCCAGUGCGAGAGAUUUUCCACAGACCGAGGAGAAUCAGACUUCCAACUCACUGCCCAGGAGAGCAGGAACGUUCGGGGGUUACGACAGCACAGUCAGUCUACUGCAGAAGUACGGCAGCAUGAAGAAACACUCAGUUGGAGCAGGAAAGUCCAGAGAGAGGAGUCAGAGAGCCAGUUCAGACCCUCAGCUUAAAGAAAUGUGCGCCAGUCAAGGACUGGAAGAGCCUGAUAACCUUUCUUUACCCAGCUUGAAUAUGAUCUGCUCCAGAUUUCCAAACACAGAGUUCUCUGACCGGGUUCUCCUGCUUUCCCAGCAGCUCUACAGUCUGCAGGCGAUUGUCGCUCAGCAGGACAGUGUGAUUGAGCUGCAGCGGGCAUCUCUUUGUUUGGCAGAGCGCCAACGCGGUACAGAUGUGCUCCUCGAGCAGGAGAAACAGAGGAACCUGGAGAAGCACCGUGAGGAGAUGGCUCAUUUCCAGCGCGUCCAGGCACAGCAGCAGCAGGAGCAAGAGCGUUGGGAGCGCGAGCGAGCGAGGCAGCUGAAACAGAACGAGGCUGAGCAGCUCCGGCUGCAGGAGCGAGAGGAUGUGUGCAGGAAGUUGGAGGACAGACUUGCCCAGGAGAGACAGGAGCUGCAGAACCAGAGGCAGAAAUACCAGCAGGAUCUUGAGAGAUUACGAGAAUCCACGCGGGCUGUGGAGAAGGAGCGAGAGAAGCUCGAGCAGCAAAGGAAAAUGAAGAAACGCAAUACAGCACCCAGCACAGCAACACCAUAUGGCCCUGACACAGUGCAGCUCCCCACGUCCUCCAGUUUUAAUGGCGACAUCCUGGGAAACUCCGGCAUGGAUUCACUCCUCCAGUCCUUCUCUCAGCUCCGCUCCACCGCCUCCUUAUCUGCUGCUGAUUACUCCGAGAGGACGGACAUGCCGCAGCGCCGGGAAAGUAGCACCACCUUGACCGCCAAAACCGAGGUGCCCAUCCACCUGGUCAGCACCACCAACCAGCUGCACAAACAGGGCGGAGUCCAGCAGCAGAUUCCCAUCAAGCUGUCCACACUGAAGAGCAAGGACAAGAGCAGCAAAAGCAAAGGCUCGCAUCGCUCAGACAGCUCAGCUUCAGUAGACAUGAAGCAGGUUCCCUCUCUGAAACUGACAUCCAGAGAAACAGAGAGUUCUGUAAAAGCUCGCCGCUCCGUCAGUCCUAAUCAGCAGCCUCAACCCGCUCCGCCUCCGAUUACAGAUCCCCCAAUCAGUGGAGAUAAAUACACUCCCGAGCCUCUGAAAGUACAGAACCAGAGCCUCCCGCAGUCCUGCCCUCUCCCUGACGACAAAGACAAGGAGGAAGUCAUCUUUUUCUGAGCAUCUCUGUGCAUUCUGGGAUACAUCAUAUGCCUUGGAGAGCAUGCUGAGAAGCACCACACAGAGCUUCUCAAGAACGACAAGUUUUGUACCUUUUUAGUUCCCUGGAAGAAAAAAAAUGCCCUUUUUUAAAAAGAUUCCCUUUUUAAUUAUUGCCAAUAGCUUUUUCUUACUUUUUAAUAGACGAACCAGAUAAAAGAAGAUGAAGUUUUAAGUGGAAGAAAUUAGAUCUCAGAGGAACAUUUGGGACAAUCCAAAGGCCAGCAGAUGCAUGAGGAGGAGCAUGAUGUGACUGAAAUGAACAGGGAUGAGCUGUGUGUGCACUUAAGUCCAAACCUUAUUUCUAGAAAAAAAAACCCGCAGAUCAGAACCGAAAGAGGGGGGAAAAAAAGCACAAAUGUUCAGAUGUGUGAGGGCUGUUUUUGUGAAGGAAGCCGUUAAUCAUGCUCGGACCUCAGAUCACUGUUGCACAGAGAAUUAAUGGAUCAUUUUGGUUUGAUUAUGAAGUUUAUUGAUUUUAUCCUGCACAACAUAAAGUGUUCACCCUGUUAAAUUAUAUAAAACAGUGAAAUCCAAGAAGUUGUCUUAAAGCCUGCCAUGGUAAUAACCUUAAGAUUUGUCUAAAAUCUUUCUACUAUCAAAUAAAAUAGAUUUAUUAGUAAUAAUUAGGAAUGCAUCGAGCAAAUCAGGCUGGAAAAAAAAUCCUUAAAUUCUGAAUUUAUAUUUGGACCUUUUUCUUCUUUUUUUUCUUUUAGAUCCGAUUCACUGCCGUUGUUGUUUGUACUGUGAGAAAAAUAUAUAUAUACGACAGCUAGCUGAUCUCAAACUCACGUAUACUGUAUAUUGUAGCGAAGUUUUGUUUCUAAGAGGAUCAAGACUCACUGCACCGAUAUAAUACUGAUACUAGCUGAAUCGAUAUCAGAGCAAAUUUUACAUUUUCCAAUUGAAUCUGUUCGUUAGUCUGAAAAAUACGUGUGCACAUGUGUGCACUUUUCUUAUUUAGCAUCUGUAUUUAAGCAUUUCACAACUUUUUAUUAAUAUUUUCUUUUAUAGUUAUUGUUGGAUCAAACAGGAAACUCAAGUUCACUAAGCUGAUUUUUUUUUUUUUUUCUUUUUAUAUUUUUAAUGUAUUUAUUUAUUUUAAUUUGCGACAAACGGCAUCCCGACUCGGGUCGGAUCAGCUUGACUAGGGAGGGAAAUGCUGUUGAAAAUUAAAAAUACAAUAUGGACCCCUGAAGAAAAUAACAAACGCUGAAGAAUUCAUGACAUGAAGGAUAGUGUGUAAUUUCCUGAAAUUCUUGUUGUUGUUUUUUGUUUUUUUUUCCUCUCGCUUGAAUAAAUUUCUUAUACCAUGGCCAUAAAAUAGAGCACUGUCUUCUGCUGAUGUGGACCCAGCAAAGGGUUCUAAUCGAUUUAACCCUGAUUUAAAGCUGAUCUUCAUUAAACAACAGCACUUCUUAGCCAAUCAGAAACUAGUGUGUUUUGGCCAGUGAAAGUGAGUUCACUACGAUUGUACUGUUGUUACUUUGGUCACAUCUCAUAACCAUUUGCAAUUCAGUUGCUGUUUAAUUGUAAUAUAAACUUAUUUUGUUUGUUAAUGAUGCAUAAAUGUUGUCAUGGUUAUCGUGCAACACGGUUACAGAAUGUUACAGGAAGCACUGAUUUAGAACUUUUAGGGGGAGCAACAACACCUGUUAGUCAAUCAGAACCGAGUGUUUUUGUGGCCAUGGUGCAAGAUGGUAAAUUAAUGUGUUGUGAUUGUUUCUAUGCCUAAUUUUUUUUGCACAUGCCAUCAUGUGAACCAGAUAGCAGAUGAAUCUUACAGGACACAAAAUUCGAACAUCUCGACACACACUGAUGAACUCCCCCGUGAUCAGAGCACACACUCUGGAAGGAGUUUUGUAUAUUUUCUGUUUGAACUACUGCAGAGUGCGACGUCUCUGUAUGAGCAUGAGGUUUUACUGUGUAAAUAUUGUACAUAUAAUGUAGAUUUCAUGCUACGAUGUCUUACGUGACGUCCAACGGACUUCAGCGCACAUUUUUGGAGUAAGGGAACGUGAAUCUUAGUUGAAAAAAAAAAUGAUCAUGCUGUAAUUCCUCCUAGCCUGUCAAUCAUUUUUCUUUCUCCCGUGUGAUAUGUUUUAAUCAGAAAUGAAGCCUUAUUCUGAGGUUGUCCCUUAGUGAGGAACCAAAGAUUCACUCCGAGACUGUAACAGCACUGUGUCCAUCAUUUCCUCUCAACUGUAACAAAACAAUAAUCUCAGUUUAGUCAAGAUGGCCUCUCACUCUCUCUCUCUCUCUCUCUCUCUCUCUCUCUCUCUCUCUCUCUCUCUCUCUCUCUCUUGACCACUGUGUUAAAAUCUUAAUAUAAUCCUCAUUUACCAAGUUGUGAUUCAUUUUAUUCGGAGAUGAAGCGGUUUAUUCAACCAUAUCUUUUUCCAUCUUUGUAACAAAGGAAAAAAAAAGUCUUCAUUGCCAAUUACACUAGUCACUUUUAGUAGGGAGCUUGAAGAGGAGUGUGGUGUUUUGUGUGCUUGUAUUUUUUCCAGAUGUUUUAAUGAGGUUUGUAGCACGCAGGACGACUGUGAUUAUUUUCUACAUAUUAUAUUUUACUCACAAAAACAUAGCUGUAAGACACACAAAAAAACACCUUAGAGACAUUUUAGUAAUAAAACAUGAUGGUACACGUCUCUGUUA
This is a messenger RNA of Ictalurus furcatus (blue catfish), 8652 nucleotides long. It is a transcript of the gene arhgef18b, whose product is annotated as rho/rac guanine nucleotide exchange factor (GEF) 18b. Gene Ontology annotation, biological process: small GTPase-mediated signal transduction. The record is from RefSeq and is a predicted model, not a curated record. Gene Ontology annotation, molecular function: guanyl-nucleotide exchange factor activity. The transcript has 31 exons. The coding region runs from base 1390 to 5955 and encodes 1521 amino acids. NCBI's taxonomy places the organism in Eukaryota, Metazoa, Chordata, Actinopteri, Siluriformes, Ictaluridae.